Molecule: messenger RNA, 1673 nt
Organism: Neopsephotus bourkii (Bourke's parrot)
Lineage: Eukaryota; Metazoa; Chordata; Aves; Psittaciformes; Psittacidae
Gene: CAMK1D
Product: calcium/calmodulin dependent protein kinase ID
Exons: 11
Coding region: 101-1282 (393 amino acids)
Biological process (GO): peptidyl-serine phosphorylation
Cellular component (GO): intracellular anatomical structure
Molecular function (GO): calmodulin binding; ATP binding; calcium/calmodulin-dependent protein kinase activity
Source: RefSeq, a predicted model, not a curated record
GCCGCUGCUACCGCGGCAGAAGAGAAAGCAAAAGCCGCUCACAGCUCGGUGCCGCUUGCGCCAGCAUCCGCGGGGCUGCGCGGGGUUGCGCGCCGUGGCCAUGGCCCGGGAGAACGGGGACGGUGGCGGCUCCUGGAAGAAGCAAGCGGAGGACAUCAAGAAGAUCUUCGAGUUCAAGGAGACGCUGGGGACGGGUGCAUUCUCUGAAGUUGUUUUGGCUGAAGAGAGAGCAAGUGGGAAACUCUUUGCAGUCAAGUGCAUUCCCAAGAAAGCACUGAAGGGAAAGGAAAGCAGCAUAGAGAAUGAAAUUGCAGUCCUGAGAAAGAUCAAGCAUGAAAAUAUAGUUGCCCUGGAAGACAUCUAUGAAAGUCCAAACCAUUUAUAUCUGGUCAUGCAAUUAGUGUCUGGGGGCGAGCUUUUUGACCGCAUUGUUGAGAAAGGGUUCUACACUGAGAAGGAUGCCAGCACCCUGAUCCGGCAGGUCCUGGAUGCUGUCUACUACCUGCACCGAAUGGGCAUUGUGCACAGGGACCUCAAGCCUGAGAACCUGCUUUACUAUAGCCAGGAUGAAGAAUCAAAAAUCAUGAUCAGUGACUUCGGAUUGUCAAAGAUGGAGGGUAAAGGAGAUGUGAUGUCCACAGCCUGUGGGACUCCUGGCUAUGUUGCUCCUGAAGUGCUGGCCCAGAAACCCUACAGCAAAGCUGUGGACUGCUGGUCCAUUGGGGUCAUCGCAUACAUCCUGCUCUGUGGGUAUCCCCCUUUCUAUGAUGAAAAUGACUCCAAGCUCUUUGAGCAGAUCCUUAAGGCGGAGUAUGAGUUUGACUCUCCAUAUUGGGACGACAUCUCUGAGUCUGCUAAAGACUUCAUUCGGAAUUUGAUGGAGAAGGACCCUAAUAAAAGAUACACCUGUGAGCAAGCAGCACGGCAUCCUUGGAUUGCUGGGGAUACAGCGCUCAACAAAAACAUCCAUGAGUCAGUCAGCGCUCAGAUCCGGAAGAACUUUGCAAAAAGCAAAUGGAGACAAGCGUUUAAUGCCACAGCCGUUGUGCGGCACAUGAGGCGGCUACACCUCGGCAGCAGCCUGGACAGUGCCAGCGCCAGCGUCUCCAGCACCCUCAGCCUCGCCACACCACUUCCCGAUGCAGCCACACGGAAAGAUUGUAUGUCUCCAUCCACUCUCUGUAGUUUUGUUUCAUCUGCUUCUUCAGGCGUUUCUGCGGUAGGAGGGGACCGGAGACCCAGACCCACCACAGUGACCACAGUGCACACAGGGAGCAAGUGAGAGCCGGGGCGGCGAGGAGCAGGCAGGCAGCGGGGCUGGCAGGUUGCCCCUGCACAUCCCACCCUGCGGUGCUCGCUCUGCGAAGGACUAGAAGAAAGAAGAUUUUUUAUGGCCAUAUUUUAUACUGCAAAUUCUGAAAUGUUUCAUUUAUCACAAACUGCAAUGACUCCAGGGGGAACGGAUCUAACAGUCUCUGGUGCUGUACAUAUAUAUACAUAUAUAUAUAAAUAUAUAUAUAUGUGAGUCUAGUGAUGUUCUAACCAAUGAACACUCAUUCUUCUCCCCAGUGAUUUACUCUUUUUCUCAGUGUAGGUAACAGUAUAUGUUGUAUUUUUUUUUCCAUUAACUACAAACAUCUCAACUGGAUUAUUUAAAUAGAGAUACUUUUCUG